Molecule: messenger RNA, 2331 nt
Organism: Carassius auratus (goldfish)
Lineage: Eukaryota; Metazoa; Chordata; Actinopteri; Cypriniformes; Cyprinidae
Product: cAMP-specific 3',5'-cyclic phosphodiesterase 4C-like
Exons: 15
Coding region: 1-2331 (776 amino acids)
Biological process (GO): signal transduction
Molecular function (GO): 3',5'-cyclic-nucleotide phosphodiesterase activity
Source: RefSeq, a predicted model, not a curated record
AUGAUGGAACCGCCACCUUGCUCUAAAAAGAGCCUGUCUCUUUCGCUGCCGGUUCCCCGGGAGGGACAGGCGACCCUCAAGCCCCCCCAGCAUCUGUGGAGACAGCCACGGACCCCCAUCAAAAUCAAACACCGCGGUUACUCUGACACCGACCGGCAUCACCACCGACAGAUAGAGCGCUCGAAUGCCAUGGACACGAGUGACCGGCCGGGGCUCAAGAAGUCCCGCAUGUCCUGGCCAUCGUCGUUCCACGGAACCACGAGCGCGUCCAUGAGCAACUGCGCUGGGAGCAAGCGCUAUGAUGGGGAGAAUGGGCCCUCUCCUGGCCGCAGCCCUAUGGAUUCGCAGGCGAGUCCUGGGCUGGUGCUCCAUCCCUCCUUCCCUCAGAGUCAGAGAAGGGAAUCUUUCCUCUACCGCUCCGACUCUGACUACGACAUGUCCCCCAAGACCAUGUCACGAAACUCCUCCAUCAACAGCGAGGGUCAUGCUGAAGAUCUCAUAGUCACCCCUUUUGCUCAGGUGUUGGCUAGUCUACGAACUGUCAGAAGCAACUUCACAAUUCUUGUCAAUGUCACGACUCCCACCAACAAGAGGUCACCAGUGACCAGCCAACCCACGGUUCCCCCAGCAACACUCUCAGAUGAGACAUACCAGCAGCUGGCCCGGGAGACUCUGGAGGAACUUGACUGGUGUUUGGACCAGCUGGAGACCAUUCAGACCCACCGCUCUGUUAGCGAAAUGGCCUCCAACAAGUUCAAGAGGAUGUUAAACAGGGAACUGUCUCAUCUUUCAGAGAUGAGCCGCUCGGGGAAUCAGGUGUCUGAAUACAUCUCCACUACCUUCCUAGACAAACAGAAUGAGGUGGAGAUUCCCUCUCCUACGCUCCGGGAGCAAGAAAAACCAAUGUCUCACAUCAGUGGUGUCAAGAAGCUUACACACAGCUCCAGCCUCACUAGUGCAGCCCUGCCCCGCUUCGGGGUCAAAACCGAGCAGGAGGACGCACUGGCCAGGGAGCUGGAUGACUUAAACAAGUGGGGCCUUAAUAUCUUCCAUGUGGCUGAGUACUCCAAUAACAGACCUCUAAGUUGCAUCAUGUUUGCUAUCUUCCAGGAAAGGGAUCUAUUAAAACAAUUUCGGAUCCCAGUGGACACAUUUGUCACCUAUGUGAUGACACUGGAAGACCACUAUCAUGCCAACGUGGCCUAUCACAACAGCCUGCAUGCCGCUGAUGUCACACAGUCAACACAUGUGCUGCUCUCCACACCGGCACUGGACGCCGUUUUCACUGAUCUUGAAAUCCUGGCUGCAUUGUUCGCCGCUGCCAUUCAUGAUGUAGACCACCCUGGAGUUUCCAACCAGUUCCUCAUCAACACAAACUCAGAACUGGCAUUAAUGUACAACGAUGAAUCUGUACUGGAGAACCACCACCUGGCUGUGGGUUUCAAGCUUCUGCAUGAGGAGAACUGUGACAUCUUUCAGAACCUCACCAAACGGCAACGGCAGAGUCUGCGCAAGCUGGUCAUCGACAUGGUUCUGGCAACAGACAUGUCAAAGCAUAUGAGCUUGCUGGCAGAUCUGAAGACAAUGGUCGAGACCAAGAAAGUUACGAGUUCAGGUGUGCUGAUGCUGGACCACUAUAAUGACCGAAUACAGGUCCUGAGGAACAUGGUGCACUGUGCUGACCUUAGUAACCCAACCAAGCCCCUGGCAGUGUACAGGCAGUGGACUGAGCGUAUUAUGCAGGAGUUCUUCCGGCAGGGCGAUAAAGAGCGAGAGCGUGGGAUGGAAAUCAGCCCCAUGUGUGACAAACACACUGCGUCCGUGGAAAAGAGUCAGGUGGGAUUUAUUGAUUAUAUUGUGCAUCCCCUGUGGGAGACCUGGGGGGACCUGGUCCACCCUGAUGCUCAGGAAAUUUUGGACACCCUUGAGGACAACCGGGACUGGUACCAAAGCACCAUUCCCCUGAGCCCGUCGCCACCGCCGGACGGCCCACAUAAUGAGCUUGAAUCCUGCAGGAACAAAUUCCAGUUUGAGCUCACCCUGGAGGGAGAGCCAGGACAGGACGGUACACCCAGUCAUAACCACAUAGACAGCCAUGGUCAAGAGGCAAAGAGAGAAGACGAGGAGGCGGAUGAAGCUGAGGAGGACGAGAUCGAAGAAAAAAUGGAGGACGGCGAGGAGGUGACAGAGGUAGUGGUCGAGAGCUCGGGACGGAGGCGACUGCAGGUUCAGUCAGUAGUCGAGGAGGAAGACGAGAGACAGUCUGAUGAGAUCCCCAUGGAGGAGACGGAGGAGGAGGAGAAGUCAACCUCUCCCACCGAUGACACGUAA